Molecule: messenger RNA, 702 nt
Organism: Pogona vitticeps (central bearded dragon)
Lineage: Eukaryota; Metazoa; Chordata; Lepidosauria; Squamata; Agamidae
Source: RefSeq, a predicted model, not a curated record
AUGAGGCUGCACUUGCAUACCCACGUACCUGGUGGAAAGGCCAUUGAACUCAAUAGGGGAAAGGCGCGCGAAACGAGAGGCUGCGCCCCCCCCCGCCCCGAAACAGCGCGCCAGGGACGCCGCCGCCGCCGGCCAGGCCCGACUGCUCUUUCAAGCCGCGCCGGCUGGCCUUCCUCCGCUUCGCCGCCUGCUGCCCUUGCCGGCGGGACCAUCCAUCACCGUCCGCCCUCCUCCGGCUGCUGCUUCCUCCCGAGGCCCGCCCGCUGCAGCAUCAGCUCCGCGGCCGCCUUCGUCUUCUUGGUCUCCGGCUGCUUUUCCCUCGCCUGCAGCCCAGGGCGGGGCGGGGCGGAGCGGGCUAGGCCGGACCGGGGAGGGCAGGUCCGUGAUGUGAUCGGCUGCCGCGCGUCCCUCGGGGAGGGGGGGAUUUCCAUCCCCAUCGGGAGCCUCAGCAAGACGGAGAGGGUGGUGGAGCAGCGGGCCAAGGGCCGCGCCCCCAUGAAGGAGAAGGAGGCCGGGGCGGCGGCGGCGGCGGCGGCCGGGGAACGGGGCAAGCCGGCCACUUACACGGGCGACAAGAAGGCGCGCAUGGCGGCCAAGACCAACAAGAAGUGGGUGCGCCUGGCCACCGUGCUGGCCUACGUCCUCUCCGUCUCGCUGGCCGCCAUCGUGCUGGCCGUCUACUACAGCCUCAUCUGGCAACCG